CUAUAAGAUGCUUUUAUUCCUUUAAAGAUAUAUGCAUCUAAAUAAUGAUGCAUUCCGCGCCAGCGAGUGCAAAAUAAACGUUGAUAACGUUAUCAAAAUGAACGUUUCCAGAUGGGCCAUUCCUCUCCUGCUAUUGUGUGUCCUGGUAACGGAAGUUGCUCUGGAGACUGAGGCAACAAAUAGGUUGUCUAUCAGCGACAUCAACCAAGCAAAAUCUGAGAUCGAUCCAGUGGAUGCUAAGGAGCAAACAACAGCAAAUAAUUCAGACAGCCUGAAGCAGGACCGUAAUCAUUGUCCACCAGAAGAAUGUGCGAGAAGCUUGGUAAGGGUACCUGACAGAAGGCUGCAACGGUGGUGAAGAUGAGAUAAAAAUGACUAUGGUAAAAAAAAUAUAUAUAGAUGGAACAUUUGAAGAACAAAGGCACUCUACUAUCUUUUACUAUCAGAUUAUUGUAACAAUACACAUAAUUUCUAUUAAA
This is a messenger RNA of Acanthoscelides obtectus, 479 nucleotides long. The record is from the annotation of a GenBank genome assembly. NCBI's taxonomy places the organism in Eukaryota, Metazoa, Arthropoda, Insecta, Coleoptera, Chrysomelidae.